Molecule: messenger RNA, 474 nt
Organism: Mytilinidion resinicola
Lineage: Eukaryota; Fungi; Ascomycota; Dothideomycetes; Mytilinidiales; Mytilinidiaceae
Exons: 2
Coding region: 1-474 (157 amino acids)
Source: RefSeq, a predicted model, not a curated record
AUGACACGACGCCCAGGGCCACUGCCCGUCAAAACGCGGAUUAAGACUAUGCAACAAGUCACUCUGCCAGAGCUUCGAACUUACAUCGCGAGCGGCGCUCUGGCACACAAGACCACUCUAUUCGUAAGGGUCAUUCUUCGCCCUGGCGAGGAUGCUUGGCCGCACCUUUCGCCUUCAUAUCUUGAGCCCUUCAAGGCUAGCAGGCUCCAUCGCCUGGAACGAUUGGAGAUAGUGGUUGAGCUGAGCGCAAAGGUCGUCCAGGAGCGCGCCGCCCAAGGCUUCCUCGACGCGGUGGCGUAUUCGCUGGAACAGCCCGUCGUCGAUCGGUACCGCGAGUGGUGCCUCCCUGCGCUUUCGACCCUGGUGGUGGACUUCCGAGGUACAGGACUGACGCCGUUGCGUUGUGAGUUCUACGUCGCGCAACCCAUGGCGCCCUCCACAACUGAACACACCCGUACCUUGUUCAGGCGCUGA